Rhododendron vialii is the source of this 2355-nucleotide messenger RNA. Its product is annotated as double-stranded RNA-binding protein 2-like. The coding region runs from base 490 to 2097 and encodes 535 amino acids. NCBI's taxonomy places the organism in Eukaryota, Viridiplantae, Streptophyta, Magnoliopsida, Ericales, Ericaceae. Gene Ontology annotation, molecular function: double-stranded RNA binding. The record is from RefSeq and is a predicted model, not a curated record. The transcript has 5 exons.
UUUUGUAGCACAGGGCUUUCCUUCUAUCGUUUACAACAGUAAGCAGUCGUCAAACCCACUCACGACCAGCUUAUUAAAAGCAGAGAGAGAGAGAGAGAGAGAGAGAGAGAUGCGUAAAGAGAAAGAGAAAGUGGAGAGAAGUAAUCAUAGAAUGGCGUGAAAAGAGUAAAAUCCCUCCUCAGUCAUGUGUACCAUAGUCAGUGUUUGUUAGUGAACUGUUACUUUGUGUUUUUUAGGGCAUUUUUUCCGGUCAGUUGAAGUGUUUUCCUCGGGCUUUUCAAUAUCCUUUUGCGCAAUCGGAGCGUGAAUCGAUCAUUGGUUACUCAGAUCGAGGUCCCGGGGUUUUCCAGUUUGGGGCUUGAGAAAACAAGAGGCUGUUGAUAGCAGUGAAAGAUGAUAAGAAGAUAAGAGAACCAUUUUCCUUAUUCGAGGAGAAAGAGAAGAAAGCUAGUUGACAGAUUAAUUUUUAGUAGCACAUCAGAUACAGGCAUGUAUAAAAACCAACUGCAAGAAUUGGCUCAGAGAAGCUGCUUCAACCUGCCAUCUUAUUCAUGUGUCCGAGAAGGUCCGGAUCAUGCCCCCCGAUUUAAAGCUACUGUCAACUUCAAUGGAGAGACUUUUGAGAGCCCUACAUUCUGCUCUACGUUGAGGCUGGCAGAACAUGCUGCCGCAGAGAUAGCUCUGAACACACUUGCAAACAGAGGCCCUUCUAAGGUGCUGGCUUCAAAAGUUUUGGAUGAAACUGGAGUUUACAAGAAUUUGCUUCAAGAGACGGCUCACAGAGCUGGGAUAAACCUCCCAGUUUAUACAACAGUUAGAUCUGGACCUGGCCAUGUACCUGUUUUUUCAUGCACCGUUGUGCUUGCAGGAAUGACCUUCUCAGGGGAACCUGCUAAGACCAAGAAACAGGCUCAGAAGAACGCUGCUAUAGCUGCUUGGAGUGCCCUGAAACAGUUGGCUCAACGGAGGUUAUCUUCUUCUACUCCUUCCUCCUCUCUCUCAUUAGAGACUGAGGACAGUGAAGAGCAGGAACAAGUGGUAAUUGCUCGUGUUCUUUCUACUUUACAGCCAGCAGAAUCACAAAAAUCCCGGCAAGAUGAAAACCAGAGAUCCACUGCCGCCUACAGGGAUCCAAAUCAACCCCCACCAAGCUUAUACCCUAUGCAGUAUCAAAGUUGGGCUUACUCUAGUUUCCCCACUGAAAUGGCUAUGUAUCAAAUGUGGCAGCAAGUACAGUUAUUACAGCUGCAAAAUCGACUGUUGGUACAGUCAGUUUCACCAGCUCCACCCAGUCAGGUUCUUCAACCGAUGCAGUCUGAUCACCAUCCAUAUUUCUCAACAAGGACGCAAGAUCCCCUUCCUGUGGGCCCAUCAUUGAGGGGGCAAGAACCUAUUCUGGCAGUACCCACUUCGUUUUACAUGCCAAACAAGUUGACCACUAGUCCAGUUAGGGAGAAGUCCACGGUGACUAUUCGAGAGAUAAAGGAGGACAAAACUGAAGAAUCUUCCAAUUUAUGCAAAGCCGAAGUUCUUAAUCCCCUUCCUCUUCAUGACCACAGUAAGACUGAUAUGACAGCCCACGAACCAGUUCAUGACUUAGAGAAACAGAAGAGUGGUGUGCCUCAGGCUCGGAACAUGAAUUCUCAAUUUCGGCCUGUUCAGUUUCAUGAACAAACUCAGCAAAGUUUGGACUCUCACAAAUCCAAUCUUAGACUACAACACGUAACACAAGCAAGUUCUCACAGGAUCUCUAGACCAGCUGCAGUGUUGGCGGCGCCAGUGAUGUCAAAAACUGUGGGCCAGGCUUCUUCAGUGGGACCCAGAUUUCAGCGUACGGGGAAUCGGAUGCCUGCUCCAUUGCAUAUGAGAACUGGAGCUGCUCCAAAUUCUAUUAAUGUGGAAUUUGGAAGAGUGCCUUCUCACUUCAUGGCGCCUUCUGUUCAAAUCAGGUCAGUUACACCAGUCUGUUCUGCUCCUCCAGUGAGAAAUAUGACAAAUUCUAGCCAAGUUGGAGAAUCAUCCAAACAAGAGGUGAAAAGUGGAAAACUAGAAGAUCAAUCAGCAGCAGGUUCUGAAGUUGGGAAGCUUCAAAUGUGAGUGGCAUGGCUAUAUUUUCCAUGUGUUUUUCCUUCUUGCUAUAUGACCAUAUUGAGAACUAUGACUGGUGCCGAGGAGCUAUCAAUGCUUCGAAAUAAUUAGAAUCAAAUAAAAUACAGUUGGUUAGUAUCUCUUGGAAAUGUGGAAACGUAAAAUACUGGAGUAUUUGUUUAUAAUGUGCAUACAAGAUGGUUAGAUCUGAGAUUUUGUCUGUGGCUGAAUGCAUGAUUCUGUAAGCUAUACGCUUUUUCAUGUUUC